Molecule: messenger RNA, 1332 nt
Organism: Aegilops tauschii subsp. strangulata
Lineage: Eukaryota; Viridiplantae; Streptophyta; Magnoliopsida; Poales; Poaceae
Source: RefSeq, a predicted model, not a curated record
AUGGCCGACGCCCGCCAAGUCCGCGCUGAGCGCCGGACUACUUGCGUCGCCCAGACGGCACCCAUGGGCCGCGGUGUCCCGCGCCGCUCUGCUUCCCCCGCAGCUAACGCUGCCACCGACCCAGCGGCUCACGAGCAGCAGGACUCUUCGCUGCCGCCCUCCGUGCGAUGGGAUGACCGCACCGCCACACCUUCCCUCACCCCCGUCACAACAUCAUCUUCCCACGCUCGCCGCAAACCGGCAAACGCGCAGGCUGCGCUGCUCAUGGCACGCGAGCUAUUGCGCUACGACCCCAUCGAGGAGGGCUAUGACGCCUGGCUGGGACGCAUCACCGAGCUUGUUAACGCCGCCGGCGAGGCUCUGGCACCGUCCCGCUCGCUCCGUCCCCCGCCCUCCUGGGCAAGCGACAUGGCCCAUGGCGCGCCGCCUCCCCCUCCACUGCGCAGCGUCGAACCCGAGCCCAGGCACAACGCGCCUCCGCGUGACCCCCCGCGCAGCGCGCCGGCACCGACACGGGAUGAGGCAAGCUGCCAGGUGGUGCAGCGGCCACAAGGUGACGCGCGUGCGCUCCCCGUGUCGCCGCGCCAGCAUCAGGACCGUGCGCUGCUGGAGGCUCAGGGCGUGGACGAUGAGCUCUGCGAGCACUUCAUCGUCACCUUCCAGGGCACCCGCGACCGCGCCCCCCUAGUGAACGACCUACGGCGCGUGAAGCAGCAGCCGGGCGAGACUCUCCACAAGUUCAUACAGAGCUUCACGUAUGUUCGCCUCAAGAUCCGGAAGGCGUCGGACGAGGCCAUCAUAUCGGCGUUUACCGAUGGCGUCAGGGACGUCAAGAUGCGCGAGGAGCUCGCUAUCCAUGACGACUUGUGCUCGGCCUUGGAGAUGUUCAACCAGGCGAACAAGUGUGCGAAGGCCGAAGAGGGCCGCCUCUCCCUCCUCGAGCAUCCGGAGGCUGAUCCUGAAAACAAGAAGGCCAAGGCCCUGGAGGCAAAACACAAGGGCCCCGUCGUACUGGCAGCGGAGCUUGAGAUGAAGCACGGCCGUGACCCCGCCACAACACCAACGACUGCCAGAAGCUCAGGGCACUCCGUGACGAGCUCAUCGGCCACCGCCCUGAGCGCGGCAACUGUGGCUACAGGCGUGGCGGAGGCCGCGGUGGAGGCCGCUGGGACAACUGCAACCCUCGUCAGGACGGGCGCGACUAGCCUCGUGAGGAUCGCUGGCGAGAUCAGCCUUGCGACGGCCCCUGGCAUGAUCAGCCUCGUGAGGCCCGUCCUCAGGCUCCACAGGACGUUGUUGUGCUCCCGGAUGAAGAAGAAGAAGUACCGCUGA